Messenger RNA from Nannizzia gypsea CBS 118893, 1200 nucleotides. RefSeq lists its product as hypothetical. The transcript is spliced from 2 exons. The record is from RefSeq and is a predicted model, not a curated record. Gene Ontology annotation, molecular function: protein binding. Lineage: Eukaryota; Fungi; Ascomycota; Eurotiomycetes; Onygenales; Arthrodermataceae. Bases 1 to 1200 code for a protein of 399 amino acids.
AUGUCAAUUACCAGGGAUUCCAGUAGCUUUUCUACCAUAUUCCUCGACCAACCUCCCAGCUGUCUCCAGUUUUGCCCAACAGCCCCGGAUUUUGUGAUAGUUGGGACUUAUCUCUUGACUGUCGAUGAAUCUAACGCCAACGAUUCAUCUCCUGAGUCGUCUCGCUCAGGCAGUCUUCAGCUAUUCAAGCUAGAUACUCAAUCGUAUCAUCUCUCUCAGGUGCAAAGGCUGGCGCUCCCUCACGCCGUAUUUGACCUCCAGUUCUCUCCGCAUGAUCCUUCCCUCUUUGCUAUUGCAUUGAGUGCAGGAAAAGUGUCAUUAUAUAAAAUUGAGAAAUUUCCAAAAAGUGCUGGGUCAGAAGUUUCUAUAUGUUUUCUGAAUACUCUCAGAGUGCGCAACGAUGACACGAAGCUCAGUUUAUUCCUAGCUUGGGUUCCACCCUUUCCCAUAGAAGCAGAUGAUACUGUCUCACCUACUGUUGGCUUUGCUGUCUCAUUUUCCGAUGGGCAGGUUUCGGUUUUUCGGAAGGAUCAUGCGUCUCUCAUGAUAGAACAAGAGUCAAUCAAAGAGACUUGCAUGGAAGGUAUUCCAAUUGAGAUUUGGAGCUUGGCAUUUCAAAGGAGGAAUGAUGGUCAACUUUUCCUUUUCAGCGGAGACGAUUUUAAUCAGGUCCGGAAAUUCACUCUUUCCAAUGACUCUGAUUUUGACACCGACAAUCUACCCAUCAACGAUCGGGGGAGAUACCAUGAAGGUGGUGUUACUGCUAUUUUACCGCUAUGUGACCAAGAUGGAGAAUCAAUCAUCCUUACGGGUAGUUAUGAUCAACAUGUUCGAGUAUAUCGAUUCGGGACUCGCAGACAAGUUCUUGCAGAUCUGGAUCUUGGUGGAGGAGUUUGGAGACUAAAGCUUCUGAGAAUCGAGAACAAGCCCGUGGAGCCUUCACAGGGAGCCUUGACUAGCUAUCUCAUCCUUGCUAGCUGUAUGCACGGCGGAGCCCGGGUAAUCAGUGUGACCUAUUCUUCGAAGAAUCCAGGAGCUGGAGGCACAUGGGAUGUCAAAGUUAUUGCCCAAUUCACUGAGCAUGAGAGCAUGAAUUAUGCUUCAGAUGUGUGGCAGAAUUACAAAGAACCAGGUAAAUUGCUCUGUUUAUCCAGCAGUUUCUACGAUAAAAGGGUGUGCAUAUGGGAAGCAACAGUAUAA